Messenger RNA from Chenopodium quinoa (quinoa), 3179 nucleotides. Its product is annotated as protein PLASTID MOVEMENT IMPAIRED 1-like. The record is from RefSeq and is a predicted model, not a curated record. NCBI's taxonomy places the organism in Eukaryota, Viridiplantae, Streptophyta, Magnoliopsida, Caryophyllales, Amaranthaceae. The transcript has a single exon. The coding region runs from base 307 to 2871 and encodes 854 amino acids.
AGAGUAUACAAGUGCACAAAAACACAAAAAGUGAUGACUUUCCUCCCUUAUCCUUCACAUAAUUCCCUCUUUAUCACCCACAUAAAAUUCAUUGGUUUUCGACGCACAAGCUAAGAUGCAUCCGCAUUCAAAACUCAUGGCAGUUUCUCCACCUCAUAAUCCCACCUUACCACAUAAUCUAACAUUGUCUUAUCCUAAUCUUCCUGCAGGCUGCAGCAUGCACCUUUCUGGAAAACCAUCAUCUUUCUUUCAGAAAUCAAAUCACUUUUAACUUUACUUUUUGGAACUACAAAUUAGCCAAAAGUAAUGGCAGCCUCUGAGUCAAACACUAAACUCUUAGAGGAGCUAGAAGAACUCAGCCAAACCCUCUACCAGUCUCACAUUACUGCAACCAGAAGAACUGCAUCGCUUGUCCUCCCUCGGUCCUCAGCCCCCUCGGUACCUACUGCUGAUGAAGCUGACACGGCAGCAAAUGAAGACAGCAAGCCCAGUGUCAGGACAAGGGCCAGGAGAAUGUCCUUAUCUCCCUGGCGUUCUCGAGCCAAGGAGGAUCCUGCUGACGAAAAUGAGCAGCAGAAGAAAGAAAAAGAAAGUGAAGUUAAGCUAUUUGAUCAUGAGGAUACAUCAUCAACGGACAAGAAGGGUAUUUGGAAAUGGAAGCCAAUGCGAGCUCUGUCACAUAUUGGAAUGCAGAAACUAAGCUGCUUGUUUUCUGUGGAGGUUGUUACAGCUCAGGGUCUUCCAGCAUCCAUGAAUGGGCUAAGGCUCUCAGUUUGUGUGAGGAAGAAGGAGACAAAAGAUGGGGCAGUGAAUACUAUGCCUUCAAGAGUUUCCCAAGGAGCAGCUGAUUUUGAGGAGACCUUGUUUGUUAAAUGCCAUGUUUACUGGGCACAAGUUGGUGACAAACAACAGCUGAAAUUCGAACCAAGACCCUUUCUAAUUUAUCUUUUUGCAAUUGAUGCAGCAGAGCUCGAUUUUGGAAGAAGCUCGGUGGAUUUGAGCCGCCUUAUCCAGGAUUCUCUAGAGAAAAAUGCUGAAGGUUCCAGGAUACGACAGUGGGACACGAGUUUUGACCUUUCAGGAAAGGCAAAAGGUGGACAACUGUUGCUGAAAUUAGCAUUUCAGAUCAUGGAAAAAGAUGGAGGAACUGGAUUGUUCAGUCAGCUCGAGGGGGGAUUGAAGCCAGGAAAAGCAAAAGCCUCUUCAACAUUUGGACGGAAGCAAUCAAAAUCAUCAUUCAGCAUACCAAGUCCCAAGUUGUCGAGCCGUUCUGAAGUCUGGACUCCAUCUCGCACAGGAACUGCAGAUUUUCAAGGUAUUGAUGAUCUUAAUCUUGAUGAGCCUGCACCUGAACCUGAACCUCAGAAGCCAAAAGAAGAAGAGUCAGGUAUUGAGGAAGUUGAUCUUCCAGAUUUUGAAGUGGUGGACAAAGGAGUGGAAAUUCAGAACACUGAUGAAACCAAUGAAGAUGAAGAGCUUACUGAAAAAGCUGAAAUUGGGUCUUCAACAGGUGAAGUUGUAAAGGAAGUGGUACAUGAUCACGUUCACCUCACAAGAUUAACAGAGCUGGAUUCGAUAGCCCAGCAGAUUAAAGCUCUUGAAUCAAUGAUGGGUGAAGAAAAUGCGGACCAAUCUAAUGAAAAUGAAGAAGAAACAUAUGAUGCAGAAAAGCUUGAUGCUGAUGAAGAGAAUGUAACAAUGGAGUUCCUGCAGAUGCUUGAGGAUGAGGAAGCAGUUAAUGAUUAUAAACAGUUGCAGAAUAAAAUGCCUACUGCUUCUAAAACUAAGGAAACUGCUGAUGAUGCCGAGUCGAUAAGUGUUUUUCUACCAGAUCUUGGAAAGGGUUUGGGAUGUGUAGUUCAGACUAGAAAUGGAGGGUUCUUAACUGCGACAAAUCCUUUUAACAUCGAGGUAUCAAAGACUGACACUCCAAAGCUUGCAAUGCAGAUAUCUAGACCUUUUGUUAUAACUUCAGACAAAUCCAUCAACGGGUUUGAGAUAUUUCAGAGGAUGGCUGCUAUUGGGGUUGAGCAACUUAGCUCAGAAGUGCUAUCUUUGAUGCCCAUAGAAGAGCUGAUGGGAAAAACAGCAGAACAGGUAGCUUUUGAAGGCAUUGCAUCCACAAUUAUCAGUGGCAGAAAGAAAGAAGGUGCCAGUUCAAGUGCUGCUCGUACCCUUGCUACCAUUAAACAAAUUGCAAGCGCUUUGGGCACUGGCAGGAAAGAACGCAUCACAACAGGGCUUUGGAAUGUCAAUGAAGAUCCACUAACAGCUGAUGAAAUCCUGGCGUUCUCCAUGCAGAAGAUUGAGGCUAUGGCAAUUGACGCUCUAAAAAUACAGGCAGAGAUAGCUGAAGAAGAGGCUCCUUUUGAGGUUUCUCCACUUGGUGCGAGGGGACUAAUCAGCGGACAAAAAGACCAAAACCAUCCUCUUGCUUCGGCAGUUCCACUUGAUGAUUGGAUGAAAGAUAACAAGCUAGAAGAGUCAGAGACCAUCACACUAUUGAUGGUAGUUCAGCUGCGUGAUCCACUUAGGAGAUAUGAGGCUGUUGGUGGACCUGCUAUAGUAUUAAUUCACGCAACUCCUGAGGCAAAACAAGAGAAAAAUGAGCAGAUUAAAUUUAGAGUGGCUAGUUUGCAUGUUGGGGGAAUGAAAGUUCAAACAGGACAAAAGAAGAGUGCUUGGGAUACUGAAAAGCAGAGACUCACUGCUAUACAGUGGCUGAUAGCAUAUAACAUGGGAAAGGCAGCAAAAAAAGGCAAAUCUCCAAGCUCAAAGGGCCAGGAUCUAUUAUGGAGCAUUUCAUCAAGAAUAGUUGCGGAUAUGUGGCUCAAGUCGAUAAGAAAUCCAGAUGUAAAAUUCACAAAGUAAUAGUGGCAUUUUUCCUCUUUCGUGUACUUAAACCCUUGUUAAGCAUAUUAAUUUAUUUUUUCUACUACAUAUUAUAAGUUGCAUCAUAUUCAACCCACAGAAAAAAAGAAAAAAAAAAACACCACAUGUCAGCAAGCACAACAAAGUGGUGACUGUAUAUAUAAAUAAUGAAUUGAAUGUUUACUAGUCUCCAAAAGAAAAUGUAUCAGCUAGAUAACCUGAUUCACAUUGGAGCAGGAUAUUCUGUGAAUUAAGUACAUGUUCUUUUUAUUUUUCUAAGUACAUUACAAUCAAGUUUUGUUCAUCAA